Messenger RNA from Sceloporus undulatus (fence lizard), 2474 nucleotides. RefSeq names its product 5-hydroxytryptamine receptor 6 (gene HTR6). Lineage: Eukaryota; Metazoa; Chordata; Lepidosauria; Squamata; Phrynosomatidae. The record is from RefSeq and is a predicted model, not a curated record. Gene Ontology annotation, molecular function: neurotransmitter receptor activity; G protein-coupled serotonin receptor activity. Gene Ontology annotation, cellular component: membrane; dendrite. The coding region runs from base 555 to 1859 and encodes 434 amino acids. Gene Ontology annotation, biological process: G protein-coupled receptor signaling pathway, coupled to cyclic nucleotide second messenger; chemical synaptic transmission. The transcript is spliced from 3 exons.
ACCAGCUGCACUGUUUGUGCUUUCCAAAGAUCUUGUGCAGAAGGGGGAGAAAAAUAUCUCUGUCCUUCAAACCAACGCAGCGAGCUUUGCCGCUUUCUCGAGGGAUGCAAGAGAGGAGAGGAGGAACGAGCGGAGAGAUGAAAAGAGAGAGCAGCACCAGAACAGAACGAGGGGCUGCGUUUGUCACACUGGUUUCCUUCCCAAUCUCGUGCCAGUCCCAAGAGGAGAAGAAGGCCUGUCGAGUGAGGGAGGAUUUGGAAAGGUGGGUGCCAUCCGAACCCUUCACCGGCUUGCCUUGAGAUGGUACUCACCAGCCAUUGGCAUCAGAUGUGAUUGAUGGGGUUCGCCCGGCUUGUGGUGGCGAUGAGAAGAACACCGUGCCACGUUGGCUCUGAGUGGGAGAAGAGGAGAGGAGGAAAAAGGAGGAGAGGACAGAGAAUAAUUGGGCGCCCAACAUCGCACUGACGGCAAUGGUCACCUAGCUCCUCCGCCAGGCAUCUCUUGGGGUGAGUCCUCCAAUUCCUUUCCUCCUCUUCUGGGUCGCCAACUCCUCAAUGGAAGGAGAAUUUGGGAGUGCCAAUGCCAGCCUGAUCGGGGAGAGGGGUCCGGCGCCCCUGCAUGGCAGCGCUUGGACGGCCGCCUUCCUCUGCUUCAUCAUCCUCCUGACCAUGGUGGGCAACUUCUCCCUCAUCCUCCUCAUCUUCACCCAGCGCUCCCUCCGCAACACCUCCAACUACUUCUUGGUCUCGCUCUUCAUGUCCGACUUGCUGGUGGGCUCGGUGGUGAUGCCCCCGGCCAUGUUGAACCAGCUCUACGGCCGCUGGGUGCUGGAUGGGGCCUUCUGCUCCGUCUGGUUCUCCUUCGACGUCAUGGCCACCAGUGCCUCCAUCCUCAACCUCUGCGUCAUCAGCCUGGACCGCUACCUCCUCAUCAUCUCACCCCUCAAAUACAAGCUCCGGAUGACCUCCUGCCGGGCCGUCCUCCUCAUCCUGGCCACCUGGACCUUGGCCGCCUUGGUCUCCUUCUUGCCCAUCAAGAUGGGAUGGCACAAGAUGGAGUUUGACCUACGGUCACCCAGCAACGCCACCCUCCUGCAGGAAGAGGAGCAGUGCCGGAUCUUGGUCAGCCUCCCGUACGCCAUCAUCGCCUCCGGCUUGACCUUCUUCCUCCCAUCAGUGGCCAUCUUGUUCACCUAUUGCCGCAUCCUCCUGGCAGCCCGGAAGCAGGCCGUCCAGGUGGCCUCGCUGACCAACAACGUGGUCAUGGCAGCCGACGAAUCGACGCAACAGGUCCACAGAGCUCAGAGCCAGUCGACGGCCGCCAGCGACAACAACCGGAAGUUUGCCAACAAGCACAGCAAGCGGGCGCUGAAGGCCAGCCUGACGCUGGGGGUCCUCCUGGGCAUGUUCUUCGUGGCAUGGCUCCCCUUCUUCGUCUGCAACAUGGUCCAGGCCAUCUGCAAGUGCAUCUCCGACGACUUCUUUGACAUCCUGACCUGGCUGGGCUACUGCAACAGCACCAUGAAUCCCAUCAUCUACCCGCUUUUCAUGCGGGAUUUCAAGAGGGCCAUGGCCAAGUACCUGCCCUGUUGCCGCCGCGCCUGGGAGCCCCGUCCGAGCCCCAUUUCCCUCUCCAUGAGGAACUCCAACAGCGGCCCUCGGCCCGGCGCCUCCCUCAAAAACGUCCUGACCAUCCAAGGUGAGACGGAUUCGGCCGACUCCAUCACCCAGGUCAACGAACACAGUGGUCAACGGCUGGGAUCGCUCCCAAUGACCGGGGCCGAUUCGGUGAACCUUUUUGACCCGGAGCAGACAGACCAAGAGCUCCCUGUCAACCAGUUGAACAUGCCAAUGGAUUGACACUAUCGGUCUGAGUGACCCACUCAAUGCUCCGCCAGUCUUUCGCACUCAGGACCCGGCUCAAGGAGAGCUUUCUAACAGCAAGAUCCCCAACCAACAUAAAGCCCUUCUUUCUUUUCUGGUGAGACGUGGACUUCUUCUUUCUACUCAGGCCAACAUUGAUGCGCUAUGCACACAAGUGCUCAGUGUUCGAGGUUCCACAAAGAGCACUUGCUACAGCUGGUCUGUGGCAAGGCCACUGUGCCAAAGGUGUGCAUCCUCUAAGGGUCACAAAUUGGCCCAAGAGUGACCAUUUGGAGCAACCAGAAAUUGAACAUUUUAAAGACCGAUGGAUUGAUGGUUCAGAACCUGAAUGGAGCAAAAAUGGCCACAAAUGGCAGGUCCCAUUCCAGCGGGAGAAUGAAUCCGCUCCUGGUUUUCCUUUGGAGUUCUGCAAGGUUUUGAACUCAGUUUGGGAAUCGGAUUCAAGACCAUGGAUGGCUCCAAAGGAAAGCUUGGAGUGGAUUUAGCUUGUGUGUGUGUAUAUAUGUGUGUGUAAUUAACUUCCAACCUUCCUGCACACACACGCAACCGACAACACACUGGGGCCACAUUUAAACUGCAGACGGCAAACGC